AUGGCCAAUCAGAAAACUUUCCGUGGUAGCAUCGAGCCAGCUCGAGAGGACAUUGCAGUUGGACGAGGAUCGAAGCGCAAGGCCGCGACCGACCACGCCGCAAAAAGACGCCGCCCAAUUGACGAAGAUGAGGAUGAGACAUACAGAAACCACUCACUUGAAGAAUUAUCAACAACGCUCGAGCAACCAUUGGUCCCUGAUGAAGAGCAAGAUGAAGGUCUCGACCCAAAUCGGACUUACUAUACACCCCAUUGCCGGUUUGAUGGCAAGGUUAGGGAGGCGGUAGCCGCAAAUGACCAGAGGGCAGGCCUCCCACCCCCUGCAAUAUCAAAUCUGGUCCCAUUUGUGGACGCGCCUCUAUUUGGAGAACUUGACUUGGAUUCUCGGACUAUAAGCCGUGACUUUGUCGCGCAUCUGCCUCAUCGACGACGUGCUAACGAGCUGAUAAGCAUUUAUUGGCAAAACGUUGACUCUGUAGAGCCAGUUUUGGAUCGAGAUCAAUUUUUCUACGAUUAUGAGGCUUCUUGGAUAAGACCUUGGGACUUGCUCCUAGCAGAUCAUGAGAUAUGGCUUUCUAUACUCAACAUUGUCUUUGCUUUGGCAGUACAGAGGCAAGAAUCGAUCCCCGCGGGGGAACGUGAUGCAGAAGCAAACCUUUAUUUCCAACGGGCUUGGGUGCUUUUACGGCCAGAGAAAUUCCUUUGGAAGCCUGGCACAGUCCAAGUGGUUCAGUGCUUGAUGCUGAUGAAUCGGUAUCUUCACUGCACCUCUCACCAACAGAAGACCUGGAUGACUGGUGGUUUGGCGUUGCGAAUCUCACAGAACAUGAAUUGCCAGGCUCCUGAUGUAUCUUUAUCUCCGAACCCCGAGAUGGAACGAGAGAAACGCCAGAAAGUGUGGGCGAGCUGCGUUGCACUUGACAGAUGUGUUGCUUGGUCUCUUGGAAGGACUUCGGUGCCGUCCAUGAUUCCUCUGCCUGACUUUUCCUCUCAAAUUUCUUCCAGUUGUAUUGACGAUAAAUUACGUACUGACCUUGAAUGUGCUGUUCGUGGUCUCGAGCUUCAUGAGAUUGGCAAUCAAAUUCAGUUGGCCCAAGGGCAAACGCGAAACAGAGUGGCAUUUAGAUUGGGACUGCCCCGCCUCUAUCAACAAGAUGAAUACCAUGCCGUGGCAGUACAGAUAGACACCUGCCUUGGAAAAUGGGAAGAUAGUCUUCCCAACGACUGGCAGUUUGAUAAUUUACGAAAUAUCGUGGAGAAAUCGAUCCGAUCGAAGGCACUUCUGCUACAUGCUCGCUUUCUUGGUACUCGGAUAUUUUUGUACCGGCCCAUGCUUGCACGAUGUUUAUCUAUGCAAUCGGGGGCCCAAGCAUCGACCCAUGGUCUUGGUCUGCGUCAUCGUCUCCUGAGAGAAUGUGCUGAAAUGUGUGUUGAAACAGCUCAGAGAAUUGUCACCAUGAUUCUCGACUCGUUUGAACCGAAUGCAUUGAUCGGGCUUCUACCAUGGUGGUACCGAGUCUAUUAUCUGCACAUAGCGGGAACUACUUUUCUUGCCGCGAUGCUGAGUGACCUCUUCACUGAAUCAGUGUCACAAUCUUGGCACAACAUGUUGACGGGUCUUCGCCAUCAUGAGCAUUUGAGCAUGUUUAUCCCACAGUGCAUUGCCACUUUUGAAACACUCUCGGGGAGGAUCUUGGAAACACGAUAUCCGAAUACCAUGAAUGGUGGAGGUUCGUCGCAGAAUGAAGAUAAUGCUGGCCUCUGCUUCGACGAACUUUUCAAGGAUCUAGAUCUUGAUUUCAGCAGUUUCCUCUUCGGAAUCGAGGAUCCUGUCUAG
Molecule: messenger RNA, 1836 nt
Organism: Penicillium daleae
Lineage: Eukaryota; Fungi; Ascomycota; Eurotiomycetes; Eurotiales; Aspergillaceae
Product: fungal specific transcription factor domain-containing protein
Exons: 4
Coding region: 1-1836 (611 amino acids)
Biological process (GO): positive regulation of transcription from RNA polymerase II promoter by galactose; DNA-templated transcription
Cellular component (GO): nucleus
Molecular function (GO): RNA polymerase II cis-regulatory region sequence-specific DNA binding; DNA-binding transcription factor activity, RNA polymerase II-specific; zinc ion binding
Source: RefSeq, a predicted model, not a curated record